Molecule: messenger RNA, 1954 nt
Organism: Agrilus planipennis (emerald ash borer)
Lineage: Eukaryota; Metazoa; Arthropoda; Insecta; Coleoptera; Buprestidae
Product: major facilitator superfamily domain-containing protein 6
Exons: 10
Coding region: 85-1842 (585 amino acids)
Cellular component (GO): membrane
Source: RefSeq, a predicted model, not a curated record
ACAUCGACAUUAAGAAGAUAACAUCUAUGAAGAUAACCAAAGCAAUAGUCAAGGUAUAUUUUUCGCUCGAGAAAAACCUGCGAAAUGAUGAUCUCUUUGCAAAUGAACAAAUUUUUGUUGCCCAUGAAAGCUCAUUACUUUCUUUUUAAUGCUGGAACGGCUUCUGUGGUUCCGUUUAUGACUGUUUAUGCGAAACAGUUGCGUUUUUCUAGUGUUACCGUAGGAAUUAUUUACACAAUACUAGCUAUUGCGGGGAUGCUAGCUAAAACAAUUAUAGGAGGUGUUGCAGACAAAUAUCAGUGUAAAAAAGUAAUAUUUUUAAGCAGUAUUAUGGCAACCGGUUUGUCCUUUUUGCUUAUGAACUUUAGUAAAAGUAUCCCUACCCAGCAAAAAAUGAGAUUUGCGUGCGACUAUGGCAGUUCUGUAAUGGACACAUGUGUUAAUAACUUCAAUAUAACAGACGAAUGUGCAGUCGAAAUGAUCACCUCAGAAACAGCUUCUACUGUUACUUGCAAGCUGUUUUGUGAAAUUAACAAUCAAAUAAGAAAUACUGUUUGCAAUUCGUGGAAUGUUACUGAAUACUGCAAAGAAAAUUCGACAGAACUUUUGUCGUUUUCUGCGGAUAUUUCUAUGCGUCAUACGGAAAAAUUGGGUGAUUGUGUUAUUUUUAGAAUAGAUAGUGUUCAGUUUGCCAAUCGACAAGUUUUAUAUCCCUAUUGCCCCCGUGAUAAUUCUAUCCAAACGGUUUGCGAUAUUGAUUGCGAUUCCUUCGCUGUCAAUGAUUUAGUGCGUGUACCUACUAUUAAAAUGAGUUACGUUUAUAGCACGGAUUCUUUUUGGGUAUUGUUAACUUUUUUUUCACUCACAUGGAUAAGCCAAGCUGUUGUUGUUAGUAUAGGGGAUGCUAUAUGUUUUGAAAUGUUGGGUGACAAGCCUAAUAAAUAUGGUUAUCAACGAUUGUGGGGCGCUCUGGGUUGGGGCAUUUUAUCUGUUCUAGCCGGCUACUUAAUAGACUUUUCUAGUGAAGGAUUGGGUUAUAAGAACUACACGCCAGUGUUUGUUCUCGGAUUUAUUAUACUUUUAAUUAAUUUUAUAAACUCUUACUUUAUAAAGUAUCAGCAAAGGCACAUAUCGUCUAAUCUUUUACAAGACAUAAGUAUGGUUGUUACGAAUUUGAGGGUCGUUGUUUUCAUGUUUUGGUGUACGUUUGUGGGAAUGUGCACCGGUUUGGUUUGGCACUUUUUGUUGUGGUUUAUUGAAGAUUUAGCCAAGGUUCGUGGUUGUGACUCUCAUGAAUGGAUCAAAACCUUACAAGGACUGAUAAUGGGUAUACAGUGCCUUUUUGGGGAAUUGCCGUUUUUCUUUCUUUCCGGUUGGAUUUUAAAACGAAUAGGUCACGUGAACACGAUGAGUUUAAUACUUCUAGCAAUUGGAGUGCGAUUUACAUUGUAUUCAUUUAUCUCAAAUCCAUGGUGGUUCUUACCCAUAGAAAUUAUGAAUGGCCCCACGUUCGGGCUAAGUUACGCAACGAUGGCUUCGUACGCAAGCAUCGCAGCACCACCCGGAACUGAAGCCACCAUGCAAGGUUUGGUUGGAGCCGUAUUUGAAGGAGUGGGCGUAAGCUUAGGUAGUUUUUUGGGCGGAGUACUUUUUCAAAGUUACGGUGGAGCGAUUGCGUUUCGUAUAUUGGGUAUGACAGCGUUUAUAAUGAGUCUAGUACACGCUGGGGCAGCGUUCUGGUUAGCAAAGUGCGAUGUACGAGGUAAAGAUAUGUUUGCAAGAUAUGCUGCGCCCCAAGAUGCAUUGCAAAUGGUAGAGAGCAGACAAGAUGUAGUGCAAUAAUGAAUGUAAUGAUGCAUUAAUCGGGAUAAUUAUACAAUUUUUAGCACACCAAGGGUUAGAAUAUGAAAAUAAAAUUACUUAUCUGUGAUCGUACUACAGAUAGAAGACUUAA